AGGGCGUAGGGCGGAGACCGUCGCGGGUCCCCAGGCGUCUCCGCCGUCUCUUCCACUCUCCGCCAGCUUUCCAAGACAUCUGUCCCGCCCGCAGCCCAUUUCGAUGCUGCGAAAUGGUGAGCGGGGGGCUGUCUGGGGAGGAGCCCAGAGAACGGGAGUUGGGAAUCUGCUGGGAGCCGAGGCCGUCAUCCGGAAAAGGAGCUGUGGCCUGGGUGUUGGCCCCCAGUCCUUCAGGACAGCGCCAGAGGGGAAAGGCUGGACAUUUGGGGAGGGGGAAGGUACAACGGGAUAUCUGUCGGCAGAGCCCUGAGAGGGGUUAAUAGGGGUGGGAAACCUUUGACAACCAGGCCUCUGAAUUAGGAAAGAGUUUCAUGUUCUGGGGACUGGUCGUCCACCAAGCGCUUAGUAGCGGCCGUUUCCCGUCUUUUUGACUGUGGCUGUGUCUUCCUGACUAUGGCUCUGUGUUUAGGGGGUCCGAGCCUCUUCUGGGUUGCCAGUCUUUCCGUAGGUUGGGCACUACGCCAGGCAAGAGAAGAGGAAGGAAAUUAACCCCAAUCGGUGAAGGUCGAUUUGAGGGUCUGCUGUAGCAGGUGGCACCACUUGAAGAGAGGGAGGAAGUUUCCUCGGAUCAGUAGAGGUUAGGGAAGGGGCAGGCUUCUGCAUGUUUUGGAUGGAAUAGAGGUUAAAAAAAAGUCUGACAGCCUGAAUGGUGAAUCAGGAAGGCUACGAAAGUGAACAAUCAAUCCAUCAAGCCCUCAGUUCUCACUGGCUCUGGUUUCUCUGCAGACUAGGAGGGUUGUUGGGCGUGGCACACCUCUAGGGGAGGGAAGAAGGGACAAACUGCCUGUCUGGAGGAGGUCCACCUCCAGUAUCAGCUACUGUGGCCUUGACGUGGCUGAAGACGAUCACUUUCCACAGGCCUGCACGCAGGCCCAUAGCCCUCCUCUCCCAGCCUGACUGAAUACUCUGUUCCUUGGUCCCUGCUAUUGUCAGGGACGAUUGCAUGGGCUACGCCAGGAAAGUAGGCUGGGUGACUGCGGGACUGGUGAUUGGCGCUGGAGCCUGCUAUUGCAUUUAUAGACUGACCCGGGGAAGAAAACAGAACAAGGAGAAAAUGGCUGAGGGUGGGUCUGGGGAUGUGGAUGAUGUUGGGGACUGCCCUGGGGCCCGGUACAAUGACUGGUCUGAUGACGAUGAUGACAGCAGUGACAACAAGGGUAUAGUGUGGUACCCACCUUGGGCCCGGAUUGGGACUGAGGCCGGAACCAGAGCACGGGCCAGAGCAAGGGCCAGAGCUACCCGGGCUCGCAGGGCUGUUCAGAAACGGGCUUCCCCUAAUUCAGACGAUACUAUUUUGUCCCCUCAGGAGCUGCAGAAAGUUCUUUGCUUGGUGGAGAUGUCUGAAAAACCUUAUAUUCUUGAAGCAGCUUUAAUUGCUCUGGGUAACAAUGCUGCUUAUGCAUUUAACAGAGAUAUUAUUCGUGAUCUGGGUGGUCUCCCAAUUGUAGCAAAGAUUCUCAAUACUCGGGAUCCCAUAGUUAAGGAAAAGGCUUUAAUUGUCCUGAAUAACUUGAGUGUGAAUGCUGAAAAUCAGCGCAGGCUUAAGAUAUACAUGAAUCAAGUGUGUGAUGACACAAUCACUUCUCGCUUGAACUCAUCAGUGCAGCUGGCUGGACUGAGAUUGCUUACAAAUAUGACUGUUACUAAUGAGUAUCAGCACAUGCUUGCUAAUUCCAUUUCAGACUUUUUUCGUUUAUUUUCAGCGGGAAACGAAGAAACCAAAUUUCAGGUUUUGAAACUCCUUUUGAAUUUGGCUGAAAAUCCAGCCAUGGCUAGAGAACUGCUCAGGGCCCAAGUGCCAUCUUCGCUUGGUUCCCUCUUUAACAAGAAGGAGAACAAAGAGGUUAUUCUUAAACUUCUGGUCAUAUUUGAGAACAUAAAUGACAAUUUUAAAUGGGAAGAAAAUGAACCUACUCAGAAUCCAUUCAGCGAAGGUUCACUGUUUUUCUUUCUAAAAGAAUUUCAAGUGUCUGCUGACAAGAUUCUGGGGAUAGAAAGUCACCAUGAUUUUUUGGUGAAAGUAAAGGUUGGAAAAUUCAUAGCCAAACUAGCUGAGCAUAUGUUCCCAAAGACCCAGGAAUAACUUCUUGAUUUUGUAGUUUAGAAGCGACACACAUUGUAAACUAUUCCUUUUUCUCCACCUUGUUUAUAUGGUAAAGGAACCCUUUCAGCUGCCAAUUUUGAGUGAUGAAUAUCAUUGUAUCAUCAAUGCCGAUGUUUAGCUGAGUUGGUUUUCAGGUCUAAGCUGGGUGAAUGAACAUCACUACCUGUUCUGAAAACAUGUUUGUUGCUUUUUAUCCCGCUACGUAGAUUGAAAUAUUUCUACUAUUUCUUUUGCGUGACAGUGAACCAGUUGGUCAUAAGUAAGCUCCCUCCUGUCAUUUGCAUUAACUUUGUGUAUCAUCAAUAAAGUUGUGUGUUAAUGUUGAAAAAAAAAGAAAGAAAAAAAAAAGAGACCAUCCUUGUCCUUUGGUUUUAUAAUCUAGUUGGAGAGAUAAGAAAUACGCAAACAAAAAGAUAACAGAAUAUCUGGAGCAUAUACUCAUUGUCAAAUGUGUGUUCUCAGAGCAUAGAGGAAGCAAAGGCUUCUGGGGGAUGUAACAGUCAGCUAUAGAUUCCUGGAGGAAGCGACCAACAAAAGUAAGUCCAGAAUAGGGUAAGUCGUUAGGCUUUCCAAGAGUGGGAGUGCGGGGACACUAGGCUGAGAAAGGCAUGGAGGUAGGAACCCUUUUCCUAUGACAGUCUACUUAGAGUGGAGGGGAAUGGAAGUUUGGAAAGCUGAGUGAAGUCAGUUUGUGCAGAGCUGUUGGAAUAUUAUCCCACAGAACACCAAGAGCCAUUAAAUAUUUUUGACUAGAAAGGAUAAUUGGAAUUCAUAUAGCAGUCUCUCUCUCACCAGCUGUGCAGUGUCUACAAGGGUGUGGAGAAAUGGAUCCUACCAAACUCUGGUGGUAGGAAUGAGUUUACACUGAGUUUGUACGGGUUUGUGGCAGGCUAUUUGGUAAUACAGAUAUAAGCCUUAAAGUAUGUAAACCCUUUGUCCUGAGGAAAUAAUUGAAUAAUUGGCUAAAGACUGUUUGGACAAGGCUAUUCAUCCCAGCACUGUCCAAAACAGUAAGAAUUGGAAGCAACCUAAGUGUCUAACACACUGGAUUGCUUCAAUAAAUUAAGGAACAUUCACAUAGUAUAUAACUAUGUUGAGUCAAAUCCAUAUUGCCAGGAAAAGAUAUUCUGCAUUGUUCAAUGAGAAAGGUAGGUUAGAUAGCAGUGUUCAUCGAAAGAUUCAUUUCUUUUUGAAGAUAGUAAAACAUUUUAAGGUAGACACAACUAUGGAAUUAUAGUUGUCCAAACAGUAGCUGGUAUAUUUGAGUGGAAGGAUAAUUAGUGAUAUUUACCUUUUUGCUUUUUAUUCAUCUGUGUGUUAUUUGUAUAAAAUGAACAUUGUUUUGGGGGAAAUUUUUGAAAAAGGAAGUGUUGGGAAUGAAGCAGGUGGGUAGUACAUGUGCUGAGUAGAAAACAAUUGAGAUUAAAAAUGAGAUGGGUUGAAGUUUCUCUCUGCAAUGCUGGAUGAGUGAUGAAGAUGGGGUUUGUCAUAAAGGUUAAAUUGAAUAAUACAUGCAAAAUACUUCGAAUGUUCUGGUACAGAGCAGUUAAUUAAGAAAAAUGAGCACCUUUAUUUCCCUAGAAUGCCGGGUUGAUAGUUUUUUUUUUUUUUUUUUUUUUUGGUUGACCUUUGUUUUGCUGGGGGAAUUCUGCCAUGUGUCAGUGUCAUUUAAUAAAUAAUAACAAUAAAGGUUAGCAUUUAUUAAG
Molecule: messenger RNA, 3870 nt
Organism: Enhydra lutris kenyoni (northern sea otter)
Lineage: Eukaryota; Metazoa; Chordata; Mammalia; Carnivora; Mustelidae
Gene: ARMCX3
Product: armadillo repeat containing, X-linked 3
Exons: 4
Coding region: 1004-2143 (379 amino acids)
Cellular component (GO): mitochondrion
Molecular function (GO): protein binding
Source: RefSeq, a predicted model, not a curated record